Messenger RNA from Diuraphis noxia (Russian wheat aphid), 819 nucleotides. RefSeq lists its product as uncharacterized. The record is from RefSeq and is a predicted model, not a curated record. NCBI's taxonomy places the organism in Eukaryota, Metazoa, Arthropoda, Insecta, Hemiptera, Aphididae.
AUAGAUAGGUAUAUCAUUUAUUUAGAAAACAUAGUUAUCUAACUAGUUUUUGGUUUCCCUCUUUAAAAAUGAAGACUUUCUUCAUACUAUGCACGGCUGUAACAGUCUUACAGAAUGAAAAUAAACCAAACACACCAACACAAAGAAAAGUGCUUAAGCCCCAACCGACUCCAUCAAAUAAUAAACCAGACAAUGACAAUMUUGGAAAAAAUCCAAACGAUGUUGAUUCGGGGGAAACUGGAACRCCGACGACGUUCAUAGAUUCGGGUAAACGAGUUGUAAAAACUAUGCAGAAGAUUKCCUCCAGACGUGGUGUUGGCGUAAUGAACGGGUUUUCUGGAUUUUUGAAAAAAUCUGACGGUGCAUUCAACGUUUUUGGAAAUUUCUUACGUGAGCGAGCGAAUAAUKUGAAUGAAGUGGCUGAGGAGAGUUUAGGGUUGGUAUCGGGUUUCGGUGACAGUUCAACAAGAGGAGCGAAAAAUUUAAUCAAGAGUAGUAGAACUAUUGGUGCAGAGGGUGCAAAAGAAUUAGAUUCCAAUUUGCAAAAACUUACUAAGUUGGGUGUAAAUGCAAUACAAUUGGGAGGUACUGCUGUUGGCGCGCCGAUUUCCCUAGGCGGAAACGCAUUGGCCGCCACCAAUUGGGUUGUCAAAGCUCCAAGUAAAAUAUCGAAAAAGGUUACUAACAGAUUUUUCGGAAGAAACAUAAACGAAGAAGAAGAUCAAGAUGGAGAUAGAAAUAAAAAAGGCGUUUAAACCAGUCAAACCACAAAAAACGAUUAAGUUGUUGGUAAUCAACAGUAAAAAAAAGGAAACGUUA